Messenger RNA from Cynoglossus semilaevis (tongue sole), 3439 nucleotides. RefSeq names its product DALR anticodon binding domain containing 3 (gene dalrd3). Gene Ontology annotation, molecular function: tRNA binding; ATP binding; arginine-tRNA ligase activity. The record is from RefSeq and is a predicted model, not a curated record. The transcript is spliced from 13 exons. Gene Ontology annotation, biological process: arginyl-tRNA aminoacylation; tRNA C3-cytosine methylation. NCBI's taxonomy places the organism in Eukaryota, Metazoa, Chordata, Actinopteri, Pleuronectiformes, Cynoglossidae. The coding region runs from base 235 to 1941 and encodes 568 amino acids.
GACGCCAAAAAAAAUCCCCGAGCAAACACCGAUGCACACUUUUUUAGUUCCGUGCAGAGGAAAACAUCGAGUGCGAGGAAUAUCGAUCUGUGAUCAACAGUGCGGCUGGAAUACAGUAUAAAAUUCGGUAUCCUGCGUGACCACCGAGCAGAGUAACCCAUAGAACGGAGGACAUGAACAGAGUGUAGAUGUGCUGGUAGUCGUUUACGAAGCACCUGUUUGUGUGGUUGAGAGAUGGAAACCAUUGACGAAUCUUCGCCCCUUCGGAUCACCCCGACAGUCCGGGCUCUAAACUCCGCACUGCGGGGGAAGAUCAGAAAUACCCUCGACACGGGCCAUAAAAACGAAGAACGGAUUUCUCCCGAAACAGAGAAGCUUUGGUUUAAGGAGAGUUCAAUAAAAAAUCUUCGGAACAGGGAUUUCUUGUCGCCGACCACGGUACUGAACACGCUAUACGCAGAUGGACAGGUCCCUCCAGCAGUGAUGUCUACGAUCUUGUCUCUUCGUGGCAGCGGGGUUCUCCCUGUGGCUGGGGGUGAGGUGAUGGGAGACGGGCUGAGGGUGAGGGUGGACCGAGCUGCAGCCUUUAAGUCCAUACUGGCAGGUGGAGCCACGGAAUAUCUGAAGCCCUCGAGUGAAAGGCAGGGGUGUGUGUUGGUGAAUUGCCCCGUGCUGCAUCCUAAACCAAGCACCCCUACUCCAGACACACUGACACUUGGCCAGUUGAGAACCAUUCUCGUGGCUGACCACAUGGGGGCACUGUUGAGAAGACAAGGAUUUGAAGUGUCUUUUUGCCCCACGCUUCCCGAGAAAAGCGACAUCAGCACUUUUCUCCGAGGUCUAGGGAUCGAUUGGCCUGCCGUCCCGACCAGUGCAAACAAUGAUGAGCGUGAGGACAAGAUACAGGCGGCACUGGAGAACUGUCCAUACAGAGAGAGCGAAAAGGACAGAAGCAGGAUGACCAGCGGUGGGAAGAAGACGGAGGUUGAGGAUGAAGAAGGAGCGCUGAGGAUCAACUUGAAAAGAGUGUUCCAGGAGGAGGGGCUGCUGGGAUAUGACCCCAGUCUUGGUACCUGCACAGUAUGCAGAGAGAGUGUUUCACAUUUGGCCCAAUUGGAUCUAGCUACUGCCAACUACACAACAACCAUGGCAACAGUGCUACAUGUGACUUCCUGUCAGGACGAGUUUCGUCAGCAGCAAAUAGCCAUGCUGUGGAGAGCCAGUGGAGCGACACACACACAGAGACAUCUGGUGUGUCGCCCUGUGAAGACCCCGGGUUCUCACAUCAGCGCUGCACAGUACCUGCAGCUGAGGAGAGGACAGAUGAAGGAGGCUUCAGAGAUGAAGUACGGAGGUCAGGUAGAAGGUCAAAUGUGGGAUGACAUCAUCAAGGCCAUGACCUCCGCCACCGUCAGGUUUGAGCUGCUGUCCACAGUCCACAGUAGUCCUGUGACCCUGGAUGUCCAGAGGGAGGGGGGCGUGUCCACCAAAGGGCCACGAGGAGGGGUGUUUGUCAUGUACAACUGUGCCAGGCUUCACACCCUGUUUGACAGCUACGAGAGAGGAGUGGAGAAGGGUCUGUACCCAGAGAUCCCUGACGCCUCCAAGCUCGACUUCUCUGCUCUGAAAGAGGAGGGUGAGUGGCUGCUCCUCUUCAACUAUCUCAUACCAUUCUCCGAGCUGCUGGACCAGCCAGCUCAAGCGCUCCACGGAGACGGGGGAGGGGCCAGAGUGAAUAUGAGGACUGAACAGCUUUGCAAAUUUCUGGUGUCCCUCACUAAGGACUUCAGCUCGUACUACAACCGAGUCCACGUGCUGGGGGAGCCGUUGCCUCAUCUCUUCAACCAGAUGUUUUGUCGUCUGUAUCUGUUGAGAGCUUUGAGAGAGCUUUACCACAGCGCUCUGGACUCCCUCAACCUCCCUCCUAUUAGACAACUAUAGCUUCAGAACACACGCACACACAAAGUCCCUCCUGUGGUCACUCUUAGUUCUCCCUCCCCUCCCCACCCACCACACACACACACUCACACUCCUGUAGCUUCAGUGUAUAAACCCUUGGCAACCAGGCGUGGACACACCUUCUUAGCUUUGCUCGUCGUUCCAGUCAGUCAUAUUGAAGUGUGUUUAAUCAGCUCGAUGUUCUGUACAGUUAUUUAUGAACUGAUCUCUUCACUCCCGGUUCAGGUCGUUCUGAAAAGGUGCGUUAGUUGUCUGUUAGAGGAGCUUUUAUGACGUUGAUGAAAAUGUUGUUUUCACGUACACUGAAAUAUUGUUUAUAUUUAAAAAUCCUCUUUUUUGCUGAAUUGUCAAUCAUCGCAGGAGGAGACUGAAGAUAAUCAUUCUACUGUAAAGUGUAACUUAGUGACAUUCGGUGGAGGCAGAGAGACACAGCAGCUACAUUUUUAUACUUCAGUGUAGUGUGAUGUCACUGGAUGACAAUUUGUAGCCAAACUCUAAGUCAUGUGUUCUUACCUGAUUUUUUUUUUUUGUGGUUCCUUAGAUGUUCACCAGCAUCCCUGAGAAAUUAGUUACACAACAGUUUGAAAACUAUUUCAGCAUUUUAACAGGAUGUUGAUCAUUGAACAGUUGUCUGGAAAACAAAACAUUUGCUGAUUUAAAAGAUGUAAUGACACUGACACUGAUUCUGUACAAAUGGACAUUUAUACAUCGUUUUUGGGCACAUUAGUUAGAAGACUAUUUUAUUAGCUUUGUGAAGCAAACUAAACUGAGCCCACCCUGUCAGGUACCUGAGGUCUAUGGGUGUUGUUUUCCAUAAGACAUUAAAGGAGACCAAAGUAAGGACCAGGUCCACAAAACACAAACAGAAUUAAAGUCUUUUCAGUUUGUUCAGUUUUUCGAGACAAAUAAUCCUGUGAUCAAUAAUGCACCGAAGAUUUCUAAAAUUCUUAAAAUGAAUCUAAAUCUUAACUUAACUGUUUCACUUUCCAAAUUUGAAUUGUUCUUGAUUGUUGUUUCACUGCCGUCAUCCUGGUCUUAGUUUCUCCAGGUCCAGAGUUGCCGUCGUCAUUUCCACACAAACGUCUGUUAGUAGUUUUGAAAUACUCAGAUGUGUACAGGAUAUUUCUAUAUUCUGCAUAUUUAGUCGUAAUUGCUGCAAUGAUGAGAUAAUGGACAAACAGUGGUGACUUGGAGGGUGUUUUACUAGCAGCAUUUAAGACUUUGUGCCAAAAUGUAAAGAUGUGCAUGAAGAGGCAUGAAAAUAAAAUAUAUAUAUAUAUAUACAUAUACAGUAUACUGUAUAUGAAGAAAUGUAUGGAAAAAAGGGGUAGUUUGAGUGAAAGUGUUGACACGUUUAAUCAAUGUUUAAUUGUUUUCAGAAGAGUAAAACAUUUGUUUUGAACGUGUCUGUUCAAAUGUGCCAUCAACUGUUUUAAUUUUAGCGUUUGUAUUUUAGCGUUGAUAUUUUCACACAUUUUUA